Messenger RNA from Zeugodacus cucurbitae (melon fly), 2305 nucleotides. RefSeq names its product mitochondrial import receptor subunit TOM40 homolog 1 (gene Tom40). The transcript has 4 exons. The coding region runs from base 185 to 1213 and encodes 342 amino acids. Gene Ontology annotation, cellular component: mitochondrial outer membrane; mitochondrial outer membrane translocase complex. Gene Ontology annotation, molecular function: transmembrane protein transporter activity. NCBI's taxonomy places the organism in Eukaryota, Metazoa, Arthropoda, Insecta, Diptera, Tephritidae. The record is from RefSeq and is a predicted model, not a curated record. Gene Ontology annotation, biological process: protein import into mitochondrial matrix.
GAAAUUCACCCAAACGUCAAAACGAACGUCAUUGCACUUUUUCGUUCUUUUCGUCGGAAAAUUUGUGAACUUUCCCACUUUUUAUUUCGAAAUUCGGGGAAGAUUUUAAUAAGACCUGUAUAAAAAGCGUGAUAAAUUGCAGAAAAAAGUGUUCGAAUUGAGAAACUUGUGUGUGUAAAUAAAUAUGGGGAAUGUUUUGGCCGCAUCGUCGAGCUCUAGCUCAUCGCUGGACGCUGCCAAAUUGGGAUUACCGGAAUUGUCAAGUCCAUCGCAAAGCCCGUCCGCUACUGCAGCGACGUCUGCGACGCCUUCUGCCGCUGUUGUAGGUGAUGUGAAAGAGUCAAAGCUCGAGAAUCCAGGAACCGUCGAAGAACUGCAUAAGAAAUGUAAAGAUAUUCAAGCUAUGACCUUUGAAGGUGCGAAAAUUAUGCUUAAUAAGGGCUUAAGUAAUCAUUUUCAAGUUUCGCACACUUUGAACCUCUGCAGUACACAGCCCAGUGGGUAUCGCUUUGGUGCUACUUACGUAGGUACCAAACAGUUUGGGCCUUCAGAGGCUUUCCCAGUAUUGCUGGGUGACAUUGAUCCAUCUGGAAACCUCAAUGCCAAUGUUAUACACCAAUUCACCCCGCGCAUUCGUUGCAAAUUCGCCUCGCAAAUACAAGAUUCUAAACUCACAGCUGCCCAGUUAACAACCGAUUACCGUGGUGAUGACUAUACCGCCUCCCUAACCGUUGGCAAUCCAAACAUUUUUAAUAAUUCAGGCGUCUUCGUUGGGCACUAUUUACAGUCAGUAACUGAUCAUAUCGCACUCGGUGCAGAACUUGCAUACCAAUAUGGUCCCAAUGUACCCGGCGGCCAAAUAGCUGUGGUAUCAGCUGUUGGUCGAUAUUCACAAGCCGAUUCCGUGUGGUCGGGCACCUUGGGACCUGGUGGCAUUCACAUCUGCUAUUAUCAAAAGGCCAGUGAACAAUUGCAAAUUGGUGUGGAAGUAGAAACUAGUCUAAGAAUGCAGGAGGCUGUUGCAACGAUUGGUUAUCAAGUUGACUUGCCGAAGGCCGAUCUCGUUUUCAGAGGUUCCUUCGAUUCCAAUUGGAAUGUGUGUGGUGUGCUGGAGAAACGGUUACAACCGCUUCCAUUUUCAUUUGCUUUAAGCGGACGUUUGAAUCAUACCAAAAAUCAGUUUAGACUGGGUUGCGGCUUGAUAAUUGGAUAAUUAGCUUUUCAGUUAAUAGGUGUAAAGGGAGCAGCGUCUGUGACUGCAGUAACAGUUGCAGAGUUGAAGGCGGCGGAGAGUUUAGAAUAACAACAAUUACAGUAGUAUCAAACAACACAACAACAGUAGAAGGGCUGGCAGAAAAUGAUUUACCAUCAAAACCAAUAUACAUUUAUCAAAGACUACAACUUUUAUUUACGAGAACAAUGACUAUUCAGAACACAUUUAAAUUAACAAUACGUAGUUUUACUUCUUCGGUAGUGAAGUGACUUCCGCAAUGGUGAAAUAUUAGUGUUUACAUUUGUCAAACCUGAACGACAUUUAAAUUGCCACAGUGAAUAUUAAAUUUAAAACGCCGUUCCACUUGCCAAAAGAACUCACUAAUGUGCAACUUUAGAUUUUCACCACUAACAGUAAAGAGUGACUACACAAAAUGAAAAAGAAUCAAUUUGAAAAGCAGAAUUGGUGCAAGUCAUGCUCUGCGCUAUGUAAACAAUAAACGUCAUUGUAGUUACAGUUAAUUAAAUAUGAUUUACAGACUCCUUUUAUAGUUAAACUAUUUGUUAUAAACAAAACCGAAAUUUUGUCUUUUAUUUGUUUGAGAAGAAAUUUAACAUUUAACAACAAAAUUCAAAUUUCAAAUCAAAUCCAUUCAAAUUUAUUGUUAAGAAGAAAUAAAUGAAAUUGAGAAAUUUACACAUACAUACCUAGAAAUAUCAUUAUCUGCGCUCUAAAGCGUAGUGUCUGCAGACGAUGGCGAGAAACGAAGGCAGCACCUCAACUGGCAGCAGACGCUAGUUAUGAAUGUGUAUGUACAUAUGUACGUAAUUAGAAAUGUUUGAAAAUUAAACCAAUUUUAUGCUUAAUUGCUACUUUUGUCAUGUUGUGUCUACACAUUCGUUUUUGUUGUUUGCGAGUGUCGAAACCAAAAAUUAGUACAAAUGAUUUGCAUUUGUUUGAUUGCCAAACUCCUUAACAAAAUAUAAACAAAAACAAAAACAAAAGUUCAUGAAAAUAAAUAAAUACUGCUAUUUGCGAACUGUGCAAAAUACUGCAUUUGUAUGCUCUUAAAUAUUAACUUAAUUAACCAAA